Messenger RNA from Silurus meridionalis, 1959 nucleotides. It is a transcript of the gene slc2a8, whose product is annotated as solute carrier family 2 member 8. Bases 177 to 1679 code for a protein of 500 amino acids. Lineage: Eukaryota; Metazoa; Chordata; Actinopteri; Siluriformes; Siluridae. Gene Ontology annotation, cellular component: membrane. The record is from RefSeq and is a predicted model, not a curated record. The transcript has 10 exons. Gene Ontology annotation, biological process: transmembrane transport. Gene Ontology annotation, molecular function: transmembrane transporter activity.
AGUAAAUAUGGCGGUAUAUGGCUAUCAGCUGACAAAUGCAUGAGUUGUGUUCUGUCCCUCACGGGAUAUGUUCAGGCAAAUCAGUUUAGGACGAUUGACCACACUUACUGCAGUGAUGUUUGUGAAAAGAGCACCAAAGUGAAAAGGAAAUAAACUAUAAUAUUUUCAGAUCUGCAAUGAAUCAUGAAGAGGAGUCGAGGCCACUGCUGGCAGAGGAGGACAGUGAGCAGGGAGAAGAGGACAGGGCUGAGACAGAUGUCUAUCUGGACAAAGUCAAAAAUGGGAAGUUGUACAUGGCCACAUUUGCAGCUGUUCUUGGCCCCCUCAGCUUUGGCUUUGUGCUCGGCUACAGCUCUCCUGCCAUACCAGAACUGCGGCAAAUCCCUGACCCACGGCUAAGACUUACACCUGAAGAAGCCUCCUGGUUUGGGUCUGUGGUGGCGAUUGGAGCUGGUGUCGGAGGUCUGCUCGGAGGCUGGGUGGUAGAGAAGAUCGGGCGGAAGUUGAGUCUCAUGUUCUGUGCUUUGCCAUUCAUUUUUGGUUUCACCAUCAUCAUUGCUGCUCAGAACCACUGGAUGCUGUAUGUGGGACGGGUGCUUACUGGGGUAGCCAGCGGAGUUACAUCUCUUGUUGUGCCUCUCUACAUCUCAGAAACAUCUCAUGAGCGUGUUAGAGGAACAAUGGGCUCCUGUGUUCAGCUCAUGGUAGUGAUGGGAAUCAUGGGAGCAUAUGUUACUGGUUUGUUCCUAGAUUGGAGAUGGCUGGCCAUCGCAUGCUCCAUCCCUCCUACACUGAUGCUGGUGUGCAUGUGCUUCAUGCCAGAGACGCCACGCUACCUGCUGUCUCGCGGAAAGAGGCAUGAAGCAGAAGAGGCACUUCGCUUCCUUAGAGGACGUGACACACCGGUCGAGUGGGAAUGUGCGAGGAUAGAAGCAGCCUCUCAGUAUGAGGAAAGAAGUCUCACUCAGGCUGAUCUCAAAGACCCUGGCGUGUAUAAACCUUUAGGAGUGGGCAUCAUGAUGAUGUUCCUACAGCAGUUCACUGGCAUCAACGCCAUCAUGUUCUAUGCAGAAACUAUAUUUGAGCAAGCGCAUUUCCAGAAUGGCAAUGUUGCGUCAGUGAUUGUAGGAGUUACUCAAGUGAUUUUCACAGCGGUCGCGGCUCUAAUCAUGGAUCGAGCUGGAAGAAAAGUUCUCCUUAUCCUAUCAGGUGUUGCCAUGUGUGUGAGUGAAGCAGCAUUUGGUGUCUAUUUUAUGUUGUCUACAACAAAACAUGGUAACUCUACAUUGCUCAACACAAUUCUGGGAACCCAGGAUGCAGUUAGUGAAGCUGCACAUCCUGAUCUGUCCUGGCUCGCACUUACUAGCAUGGGCAUUUUUAUUACAGGUUUUGCACUGGGGUGGGGACCUAUUCCAUGGCUUGUGAUGUCUGAGAUUUUUCCCACCAAAGCUCGAGGGCUUGGAAGUGCUGUGUGUGUACUUACUAACUGGAGCUGUGCCUUUAUCGUCACCAAGACCUUCCAGAAUCUCAUGGACCUCAUAACAAGUGCAGGAACCUUCUGGCUGUUCUCAUGUUUCUGUGCCAUCAAUGUCAUCUUCACUAUAUUCUUUGUCCCAGAGACUAAAGGCAAAACACUGGAAGAGAUUCAAGCACAUUUUAAAGGACCUCGCUCUCGCUAAGCUCAGGUUACAUUGCUGUUCCCACUGCUAGCACCAAAGUAGGAAUAAAGGCAUCUUCACUGGAUUUCCUGAACUAAAUAAUUGUUCAUUGAGUAACAUGCCUCAGAAUAUCAAUUGAUCACUUGUCUUUAAAGAUUUCUAACGGGAAGUAUUCACAAAAUUAUCUUUCUAAAGAAGGUACUUAUACAAGGAAUAUUGAGGACACUUUUAGUACAAGUGUACAAGGGAUUGCAUUUGUAUUAUAUUUCUUUUUUUCAAUAAAGGCAUUUUCUUUACUAAA